Myodes glareolus (Bank vole) is the source of this 933-nucleotide messenger RNA. Its product is annotated as olfactory receptor 8G50-like. NCBI's taxonomy places the organism in Eukaryota, Metazoa, Chordata, Mammalia, Rodentia, Cricetidae. The record is from RefSeq and is a predicted model, not a curated record. Gene Ontology annotation, biological process: G protein-coupled receptor signaling pathway. Gene Ontology annotation, cellular component: membrane. Gene Ontology annotation, molecular function: G protein-coupled receptor activity; olfactory receptor activity.
AUGUUACAAGCAAAUCUUUCCAGAGUAACUGAAUUCAUUCUUGAUGGGUUAACAGACAAACCAGAGCUUCAGCUGCCUCUCUUCCUCCUCUUUCUAGGAAUCUAUGUGGCCACAGUGGUGGGAAAUCUGGGCAUGAUCACCCUGAUACAAUUCAGUUCUCACUUGCACACACCCAUGUACUUCUUCAUCAGCAGUCUGUCCUUAAUUGACCUCUGCCAGUCUACUGUGAUUACCCCCAAAAUGCUAGUGAACUUUGUAACAGUGAAGAACAUCAUCUCCUACCCUGAAUGCAUGACUCAGCUCUACUUCUUUAUUGUUUUUGCAAUUGCAGAGGCUCACUUGCUGGCAGCAAUGGCUUAUGAUCGCUAUGUUGCCAUCUGCAACCCAUUAUUUUACAAUAUUAAAAUGUCCUAUCAAGUCUGUUUCUGGAUGAUAUUUGGAGUGUAUGGUAUUAGUUUGAUUGGUGCCACAACUCACAUAGUCUGCAUGCUAAGAGUGCAUUUCUGUAAGGCUGAUGUAAUAAACCACUACUUCUGUGAUCUUUUUCCACUCUUGGAGCUCUCUUGUUCUGAUACUUUUAUCAAUGAAUUAGUAGUUUUAUGUCUUAGUGCUUUUAAUAUCAUUUUACCUCCACUGAGUAUCCUGAGUUCUUACAUCUUCAUCAUUGUGAGCAUCUUCAGGAUUAAAUCCACAGAAGGCAGGUCCAAAGCCUUCAGCACCUGCAGCUCACACAUGUCAGCUGUUGCUGUCUUCUUUGGGUCUGCUGCAUUCAUGUACCUGCAGCCAUCAUCAGUCAGCUCCAUGGACCAAGGGAAAGUGUCCUCUGUGUUUUAUACUAUUAUUGUUCCAAUGCUGAACCCAUUGAUCUACAGCCUGAGAAAUAAAGAUGUCAAGCUUGCCCUAAAGAAGCUGAAUGAAAAAAUUUUCUCAUGA